This is a messenger RNA of Apodemus sylvaticus (European woodmouse), 3123 nucleotides long. Its product is annotated as Friend virus susceptibility protein 1-like. The record is from RefSeq and is a predicted model, not a curated record. Lineage: Eukaryota; Metazoa; Chordata; Mammalia; Rodentia; Muridae. The coding region runs from base 1153 to 1929 and encodes 258 amino acids. The transcript has 2 exons.
UGCAUAUAUGUGUGUGCCUGGUACCUGAGAAGGACAAAAGAGAGAGUCAGAGCCUCUGAAAAGUGGAGUUGCAGAUGGUUGUGAGGUGCCACAUGGGGCUGGGAAUAUAACAGUAUUCCCCUGGUAAGGUAUCCAGUGCUCCUAACACUGAACUAUCUCUCCAGCCCCUCUCUUGUUUUCAAUCCAGAGUUUUGUUCUGAAUCACUCUUUCCAUUUAAAUCUUCUUCCAAAAUCUAUACUCAUGCUCUCAGCAUUAUUACCACUGAGAAAAUUUAAUGUUUACCACCAAAAUCGAGUAGUUGAAUUGGUUUGCAUAUUUAUCUACAAUUAUCCACAUACUUAUAACUGCUGGGUUUUUGUUUUUGUUUUUGUUUUGUUUCAAUGCUGGAAAUGAAAACCAGGGCCCCCUGCAUGCUCAGCAGGCAUCAAACACCAAGCUGCAUCUCAAGCAGUUCGCUGACUUUUUUACAUUCCAAAUGGUAGUUUUUCAGGAAAAAGCCUCAUGUCACAGAGUUUCAAAGGCACUUCUAACAUUAUUUUGAGUUUACUACCUGUGACAGCUAUUCUCAUAUUCUCAGAGGGUUUUGUGUUUUGUUUUGUUGUUGUUUUCUGAGACAGGGUUUCUCUGUGUAGCCCUGGCUGUCCUGGAACUCACUCUGUAGACCAGGCUAGCCUCAAACUCAGAAAUUGCCUGCCUCUGACUCCCAAGUGCUGGCAUUAAAGGCGUGUGCCACCACUGCCUGGUUAUUCUCGGUUUUUAACUUGACUCUAUCUGGAAUGGACUACAAUCCAGAAGUGGAGGACACACUUGUGGUCCAGAUCUUGAGGCUGGAAGACAUAGACUUUUGAUCUGGCUCUUGAGGUUGGAAGACCCAGGGCUUUCAUCCGGAUCUUGAAGCAGGAUGACACACACCUAUAAUCCAGACCUUGAGGCACGCCUUUAAUCUGGGCCACACCUUCUGCUAGAGGCCUAUAUAAGGACAGUGGGAGAAGAAAGGGUUCAUUUCCUCUCCUGCUUAUACUCACUUUGCCAGCACGUCCAGUGGAACCUACUGCUUCAGGCAGGAUUCCAGCUCAUCCAGAAGACCAGAUAACCCUGACGAAUACAGAUUUUGGCACCAAAAGUGGUUCCAGAGAAACAGAAGUAUAAAGAUGAAUCUUCUAAGUAUCUGGAAUAGGCUUUAUAAUUUGCUAGCACCUUCAAAUUCACCAAUACCUUCAGCUACUGAAACCUCUGCAGUUACUCUCUCUCCUGGGAGCUCAGAGCGGAUUGCAAGCCCGUGGUGGGAACUGUAUUUCAAACUCACAGAGGAAGAUGCCCUUGAUUAUCUUCAUUCCUCACCUCUGAGUGGCGAUGGAGUCAGUGACCUCAUGUAUGAAACGUUUGACAGUUUGAGGAAAAAUAAGGAAAACAAUGGUGCUGCCUGGUUCCUUUUAACAGCCCUGGAUAAAUUGACAAUGGAAAGGAGUGAGCUGCGGGAUAAGAUUUGCCAGCUCCAGAUGCAAAUCAACAACCUAGAGGCUUCUAAGUGUGCCCUUGAAGAGAAACUUCUCUCCAGUAGCCAGAGAGCUCAAGCUGCAGAAAGUCAAACUAAAGCCCUCACUUUAAGGUUGAAUGAAUUACAGCAAAAAGUCAAGUCUCAGCCUCAGACAGUGUCAACAGUUAAAGGAAGGUCAUUGAUUGGCAAAGCAUGGGAUCCUAUAACUUGGGAUGGGGAUGUGUGGGAGGACCCUAUUGAAGCUAAGAAUUUUGAACCCUCAGAUUCUCAAGGGUUUACCCCACCUGAGGAAGUAGUAUCCUCAGCCCCGCCCCUUGAGAUAUUGCCCUUUUCAGCUGAGGAAAUUAAUCCCUCAUUGUCUGCUAAACCAGCAGUGACUUUCUUUGAAGAAAAUGCCAGGAAAGACAAGGCCCACCAAUUACAGUUAUAACCAGACUCAGAGCAGAACAGGCCCCUAGAAGGGAGGCUGAAAGUAUAGUUCUUGAGGAAAUGCACUAUACUACUAAGGAACUUAAUAAGCUUGCUAAGUCAUUCAAGCAGAAGUCUGGGGAAUACAUGUGGGAAUGGAUUUUAAGGAUGUGGGAUAAUGGUGGAAGGAACAUAAAACUAGAUCGGGCUGAGUUUAUUGACAUGGGCCCUCUGAGUGGAGAUUUUAGGUUUAAUAAUGGAAGCUUGCACAGUUAAAAAAGGGGUCAGAAGUUUGUUUGAAUGGUUAGCUGAAGCGUUUUAUCAAAAGAUGGCCUACUGAAAAGGAGUUGGAGAUGACUGAUAUCCCCUGGCUUAGUGUUGAUGAAGGGAUUUUAAGGCUCAGGAAAAUUGCAAUACUAGAGUGGAUACGCUGUGUAAAACCCAAUCUUCCACAAUGGGAAGGUCCAGAAGACAUGCCCUUCACAGUCCUAUAAGACGCAAACUUGUGAGAGGAGCACCAGCACAUUUGAAGAGUUUUGUUCUUGCCCUUUUUCUUGUGCCAGACCUUAGGGCUGGAGAUGCUGCUGCUCAGUUGGGUGAAUUAAAUUCAAUGGGUUUAAUUGGGCCUUGAGGUAGCAAGGGCCGGGUGGCAAUACUGAUUCACCAGAGACAAGGUGAUCAUAGUUGUUAUAGUGAGCAGUGUAGACAAAACAACAUUUAUAAUGACCUAGCCCAUAAUGGUUGGCACAGGAGAGGUGAAAUUUAUAAUGGCAUGACUCAUACAGACCUUUGGUACUGGUUAAUUAGUCAUGUUUCCAGGCAUGAAAUAGAUAGGAAGCCUACUGCAUAUCUGUUUGAUCUAUAUAAGCAGAAAAAUUAUCAAAAAAAUAAAUAAAGUUUAUAUUGGAUCAUGGCAAAAGGCAAUCUCAGCCAGUGAAUCAACUCCCAGACUUGAGUCAAUCUGGGCCAAACCUUCUGCAGGAACAAUGGAAGACAGAAGGGGAAGUUCAUGUGUUCUUUGCCUGCUCUGCUGACAUCAUCACUAGUACUGAAACUUCUGGAGAGAAGGACCGUGCUCUAUAUUUCUCAGCAUGUUCCCUGGAGUAGGAUACAUUUUCCUCAUUGUUCUAAGUGUUUUUGUAAAGAACCUGGUAUGGUGGCUAAUACCUAUCAUCUCAGCAUUUGGGAGGCAAAAGGAGGAAGACUGAAUUUUAAG